GUGUUGACGCCGGUGUUCUUCCUGGUGAUCGCCCUCGUCGUGGCCAAGACGUUUCCCGGCGUCGAAGACUCUCGUCCUCUUCUCAUUUCACUCCAACCGUACCGAAACCCGCAAGUGACGGCUGGGUGCGAGGAGGACAUGGCGCCUUUCCUCCAAGGCGUCUUCCACACUUACUUGAAUUAUCUGAGUGCUGACUUCGGGGAGGAGGUGUACGUGCCUGUCAACAAGACCGUGGAGGAUUUCCUCAUCGAAAAGGGGAAGGAGGAUGUGUACUCCUACAACCUGAGGUACGUGAUGGGGUCGACGUUCGUGAACCAGACCGUCGCGGUGGCGCUGUUCAACGGGAGACCCCUGCACUCGCCCCCGCUGACGCUGUCCGGGCUGGAGAACGCCAUCCUCAAGACCCUUUUCAAUUGGUCCUUCUCCAUCUCCGUGGUGAACCACCCGCUUCCCCUCUCCGAGGACGAAGAGUUGGAGGAGUUGAGAGAAACGGGAGGAGCAUCGGCAGUGGGAUUCCAAGUGGGAUUCAACCUGGCAUUCGGCAUGAGCUUCCUCGUCUCGGGCAUGGUCAUCUUCCUCGUCCGGGAGCGGAUGACGAAGUCCAAGCACCUGCAAUACGCGUCGGGUCUUCGCUUUUGGCUCUACUGGGCCUCCGCCUUCAUUUGGGACUUUGCGGUGUUCAUGGUCACCGUGGCUGGGAUCUACCUCGUCUUCGUCCUCUUCAAAGAGGAUGGAUUCACCAAAUCCGAAGAGCAAGUGAGGAUCUUGCUGUUGUUCGCGGCUUACGGUUUUGCCGUGAUCCCCAUGACGUACCUCACCUCGUUCCUCUUCACCAUCCCCUCCACCGGAUACACCCGAAUGAGCAUGUUCAACAUCUUCACUGGGGUCGCUGCUCUGUUGACGGUGGUGGUCCUCCAAAUCCCGGAUUUGGAUUUGGUGGACGUGGCGGACACUCUGGAGUGGGUAUUUCUGAUUCUCCCUAAUUUUGACCUGGGGAUCGGAAUCAACUACCUCUAUAGCAAUGGGAGGAUCAACGAAUUGUGUCCCAAUUCCUGUAUGGACCUGGAAAUACCUUUGAUAGAUGAUGGGCCCUUGAACUUAACGUUGGAAGAAUGCUGCGAAUGUGGCCUGCUGUUCAAUCUCUCCAAUCCCUGCUGUGGACCGGUGACGGGCUUUUGUGGAAAUAAUAUGCCCUGCCUGGACUGGUCGACUAAUUUCUUCGCUUUAAAAAAACCAGGAGUGGGAAGAAUGGUUUUAGCCUGUGUCUUCUUGGGCGUUUUCUUCUUCUUUCUCCUUUUUCUCAUCGAAAUCAAGUUCCUUCCCUACAUCUACAAUCUCCUCAAGGAUCGCCUUGUAUAUCGCGGCCGUAAGGAGUUGCCAUCCGAGGAGGAGUUAGAAGACGAGGACGUAGCCAGGGAACGAUCACGGAUCUUGCAAACGCCCAAGCAGCAACUCUUUCAAAGCGAUAGUAUCAACGGAGCCGGGAAGACGACGACGUUCAAGAUGAUCACGGGCGACGAGCCCAUCUCCCACGGGGAUGUCUACCUCGAUCAAUUCUCAGUCCGGCGGGACGUGAAGAGCGUGCAGCAGCGCUUGGGCUACUGCCCCCAGUUCGACGCCCUCAUCGACCACAUGAGCGUGGAGGAGACGCUGUGGAUGUUCUCCCGAUUGAAGGGCAUCCCCGAAUCCAACAUCCGGCCCCUCGCCGAGAGUCUCAUCUCCGACCUUCUGCUUCAAGCGCAUUGCGGAAAACUCGUCCGGGAACUCAGCGGCGGAAACAAGCGGAAGCUGAGCACCGGAGUGGCGCUGAUCGGCGACCCCCCGAUCACGUUCCUCGACGAACCGACGACCGGGAUGGACCCCGUCGCCAGGCGACUCCUCUGGGACUCCAUCGCCCGGGUCCGCGACUCUGGGCGGUCCAUCAUUCUCACCUCGCACAGCAUGGACGAGUGCGAGGCCCUGUGCACGCGCCUGGUGAUCAUGGUGAACGGGAGGUUCCAAUGUCUGGGGUCUCCCCAGCACCUCAAGGGGAAGUUCGGUCAGGGCUACACGCUCAUCGUCAAGUUGAAGCCCGAGAAUCUUUCGAGGGAAACCGGAGCUGUCAGGCCCAGCACCACCGCCAGUGUCCUCCAGAGAUGGAGCAGCAGCGCGAAGGCGAGGGGAAGGCGAUCGAGCAGCCUGAAGGAGAGGGUGGACGAGGAGCCCACCACCAAGCGACUUCACGAAUACGUCAUGGAGAAGUUCCCAGGUAGCAUCUUGAAGGACUAUCAUCGAGGCCUCGUCACUUAUCAAGUGAUCGAUCCCAGCCUGAACUGGUCCCGGAUCUUCCAACUCAUGGAAUCCGCCAAGGACGAAUUCCACAUCCAGGACUACUCCGUGUUCCUCAAUUUCGCUCAGAGGCAGCAAGAAUCUGAGAAAUCGCUGAAAUUGCAAACGCUUCUGGUCGCCUAUGGGUUCGCCUCGAGUCCAUAUGAAGCCGAUUCCGCUCGAGAACGUGCAGGAUUACGCCAGUACUGCGAGCAUGCCCCGGUACUCCUUCGGUUCCCCGACGAGUCCCCGUGA
Messenger RNA from Darwinula stevensoni, 2562 nucleotides. NCBI's taxonomy places the organism in Eukaryota, Metazoa, Arthropoda, Ostracoda, Podocopida, Darwinulidae. The record is from the annotation of a GenBank genome assembly.